ACGUCAGACCGCGGAGUAAAAUCGCCGAGUCAUUUGACUGGUGGAGUUUGACGUGAUAGCUGCUUGUAAGUUAUUUAUUGCAAAGUUGAGUGUAGCGCCCGAAGCACGUCGUGUUCUAUAGAUCUCCACAAUGGAUCGCUUACUGAGGCUAGGAGGAGGUCUUACUGGUCUCGGACAGAAUCCACCAGCGAGCGAUGGACCCGUGGUUGACACAGCGGAACAAGUUUACAUCUCAUCACUGGCUUUACUCAAGAUGCUGAAACAUGGCAGAGCUGGUGUACCAAUGGAGGUUAUGGGUCUCAUGUUGGGGGAAUUUGUGGAUGACUACACUGUCAGAGUAAUUGAUGUCUUCGCUAUGCCACAGUCAGGAACGGGUGUAAGUGUAGAAGCAGUGGAUCCCGUCUUCCAAGCCAAGAUGUUGGAUAUGCUCAAACAGACUGGACGGCCCGAGAUGGUUGUCGGCUGGUAUCACUCCCAUCCUGGCUUUGGCUGCUGGCUCUCGGGUGUUGACAUAAACACGCAACAGAGCUUCGAAGCACUCUCAGAACGUGCCGUGGCUGUUGUUGUGGAUCCUAUCCAAAGCGUCAAAGGAAAGGUUGUCAUCGAUGCAUUCAGACUGAUCAAUCCCAAUAUGAUGGUUCUCGGUCAGGAACCUCGUCAGACAACUUCCAAUCUGGGACAUCUCAAUAAACCCUCCAUUCAGGCCCUGAUUCAUGGCUUAAAUCGUCACUACUACUCAAUAUCCAUCAACUACAGAAAGAAUGACCUAGAGCAGAAGAUGCUGCUCAACCUCCACAAAAAGAGCUGGACGGAUGGACUGACGUUGCAGGACUAUGACCAACACUGCAAAGUGAAUGAGAACACUGUGACAGAAAUGUUGGACUUAGCAAAGGCAUACAACAAGUCACUCGAAGAAGAAGACAAAAUGACUCCAGAGCAGUUAGCGAUCAAGAAUGUGGGAAAACAGGAUCCCAAGCGGCACUUGGAAGAGAGAGUGGAUGCCCUGAUGACCUCAAACAUAGUUCAGUGCCUGGGUGCCAUGUUGGACACUGUUGUCUUCAAGUAAUCAUUGGAAAAAAAAAUCCGUCACACGUGUUGGA
Molecule: messenger RNA, 1100 nt
Organism: Ornithodoros turicata
Lineage: Eukaryota; Metazoa; Arthropoda; Arachnida; Ixodida; Argasidae
Gene: Rpn11
Product: 26S proteasome non-ATPase regulatory subunit 14
Exons: 10
Coding region: 131-1066 (311 amino acids)
Biological process (GO): protein deubiquitination; proteasome-mediated ubiquitin-dependent protein catabolic process
Cellular component (GO): proteasome regulatory particle, lid subcomplex
Molecular function (GO): protein binding; metallopeptidase activity; proteasome binding
Source: RefSeq, a predicted model, not a curated record